AUGCCCUGGACUUUGGACGCCGUCUCUGAAGACGGCCUUCCCAACCCAAGCCCUGUGCGUGAAAGACUAUCAAUACGCCAAAUCCACAGGAGACUCCAGACUCUCCCACGGCGGCUUGUUCUACUCGUCAGCAUUGCUCUCAUCAUUCUGCUUUUUGCUUCGGCCAUAUUACUCGCCCCCGAAAACAGGCCUGCUUCUGUAGAAAUCUCUACGCCCGAAGAAUUCGCCUGGAAGCCGACAUGGACAACCGAGGAGGUCCAGCCAAAGUUUGCUUACGUACAGUAUGCCACAAACAUGGAUUACCUGUGUAACGCAGUGAUCAACUUUGCUCGCCUACGGCGAUAUGGCGCGCGAGAAGACCUCGUCCUCAUUCACCCAAACGAAUGGUCAAAAGGGAAUUCUCGCGAGGCGACUGCGUUGGCUAGACUCCGCGAUUCAAGUCCCGGCCUCAAGAUGAGCGGAUUCGAUCUGAUAUCAACAAGCAAAGGCGACAAAACCUGGCAGUACAGUUUGACAAAAUUCCACGCCUUCGCAUUGACAGGGUGGAAACGCGUUCUUGCCUUCGAUUCCGACUCUCUUGUCCUCAACAAUAUGGACGACUACUUUCUUAGCCCAAAGGCCCCGAUCGCCUUACCCCGAGCCUACUGGUUGAACGAGAAGAAUAUGGAUAAGAAGCAAGUCCUCGGGUCUCAUGUAAUGUUGAUCGAGCCAAACAAGGCACGCUAUCACAAGAUUAUGGACGAGGCAGCGCAAUCGGGAGAGUUUGACAUGGAAGUCGUCAAUCACUUAUUCGGAGACUCAGCCAUGAUAUUGCCUCACCGGGGACUAGCCCUCCUGACAGGCGAGUUUCGUGCUACCAAUCACUCCAAAUAUCUGGCUCCUAAUGAGAAUGAGGUGUGGAAUGCCACGAAGGAGGUAUCACAAUCUUACCUUGUACACUUCAGCGACUGGCCUCUUCCUAAACCAUGGAUAUCGCGCACUAAGCAGCAGUGGGAGGCUGCAUUGCCAGAGUGCCCCGUCCUGGAUAAGAAAGUUGGUAGGGAAGGUUCGCCCAAGUGUGCAGACCGGGUUGUAUGGUCUGGGUUCUACGAAGAGUAUGAUAGGGAGAAAUCAGAGCAGUGUAAAAUCCUGUCGGAGUAG
Colletotrichum karsti is the source of this 1140-nucleotide messenger RNA. Its product is annotated as glucose n-acetyltransferase. The record is from RefSeq and is a predicted model, not a curated record. Gene Ontology annotation, molecular function: glycosyltransferase activity. Lineage: Eukaryota; Fungi; Ascomycota; Sordariomycetes; Glomerellales; Glomerellaceae. The coding region runs from base 1 to 1140 and encodes 379 amino acids. The transcript is spliced from 3 exons.